This is a messenger RNA of Branchiostoma floridae (Florida lancelet), 3089 nucleotides long. RefSeq lists its product as uncharacterized. Lineage: Eukaryota; Metazoa; Chordata; Leptocardii; Amphioxiformes; Branchiostomatidae. The record is from RefSeq and is a predicted model, not a curated record. The transcript has 4 exons. Bases 56 to 367 code for a protein of 103 amino acids.
AGUGCAGAGACGACAACUUCCAUUUUUACGGCCCGAGGAACGUGAAGAUGCAGUCAUGAGAACAAACAGCCGCCGCCGCCUGAUCCACCGCGACUGCCGGGCAUUUUCCGGACUGUUCCUGCCGGGCUGCAGCCGCCCUGCCGCACCGGGAAAGGCCGGACGGGACGAGCGGGCCCCUCCGCCGCGGGGCGACGCCCAGCCAGUUGGCCACCCCCAGGCCAAACCUCCCGACGACUGUCAGGGUCGCGGGCGCGGACCGGGGUUCGACGGGCCCGCUGACUACGGUGGGCGCGGACCGGGGUUCGACGGGCCCGCUGACUACGGUGAGACAGUCGGCCGGUUGUUCGCCCGUCCCGAAAGCGGAUGAAACCAGAGCGAUCUUCGCAGACGCCAGUUAACUUAUAACGAGAGAGAAAGGCUUUGUAUUAGGCCAUUACUUGCAUGUUAAAGUAGCGAUUGUUGACUAUAUCUAUCAUGUUCAAAGUAGCCCCGAGGCUUGUAACUGUUCUCGCCAUCGUAGUUGGAUGUGUAGAUUUAGACUCGGCAUGUUUUCCUGGGUGCAAGAACACAAAUCAGUGGACAGAUUGCGUCCCUUUCCGCAGGUCACACGGUUUGGGUUUAUAUGUGCGAGGUGCUUGUAUGUUAUGCACCGCGCAGCUACAGCAACAACCCGCGCGUUUUGUGCAGAACUCCUCCCAGCCAACUUCACUGUGCCUUCCCGAUGUACAAGAUGUGGCGGUUAGGGGGUUCAACUUUGGGGUGCUCUCCAUUCAGAAACUACUGCCUCCCCAGAGGUCUUCAGUAAAUAUCAAUACUCUCGCUUUGGUGGAAUGUGGAAUCACAGAUUUAGAGCAGGGCACUUUGGCCGCCUUUCCUUACUUGAGCUCCUUGCAGCUUAAUUCCAACAACUUGACUCACGUCAAGCGAGCCUGGUUCGACGAUUUGAAAUCUACGGAGUUGAUGCAUACCCUGUCAUUGUCCCACAAUAACAUAAGUAUCAUGGAUCCAAAAUGCUUUCAGAACCUUACUUCCCUCUCAACAUUGCUACUCGACAAUAACGCAUUGCAAAGUAUCAACCCAUCUUGGUUUCACAAUCUGAAACGAUUAGGCCAACUGUCUCUGAGAGCAAAUUCCAUAAAAAUCAUUCACCCCCAAGCAUUCAAGCCACUGACAAGGCUUAGCAGGCUAGAUUUGAGCCGCAAUGCGUUGACGUGUCUGUCAUGGGAGACUUUGGACGGGCUACACAAACUAGAAGAGCUGGCAGUGAGUGGGAAUAAAUUGCUUGCUCUCGAUGAUUCUGCUCCAUCGGUGUUGAACUGGCGUUUUGAUUACAAGUCUAAAUUCCAUACCGGCCAGAUCUUUGCAGUUAGGGUUAGCCAAAUGCUUUUCUGUAUCACCAAAGGUCCUAAACUACAGCAAUAUCACGUCCACAUACACCAUAACAGCACCUCAGACCUAGGUCAGUUGAAUCAGGACCAUGUCAAUCGAUGUAGAGCAUUAAAAUUGAAGUUGUCCACAACAAACCAGAUAAAGUAUGAUCUACCAUUUGUAGCCAUGUCAGUCAACACAGAAUCAGACAAACACGUUUCAAACAUCAGCCACUCGUGCACACACGCCUGGGAAGCUGUCGGAGGCGUAAAGGUAGUCUUGGGGGGAGACACUACUCUGCAGAUUGUUCCCAUGGGUGUAGACAAGUCCCACCAACCCAGAAUCAUUGCUGUAGUUGUGUCAGGUAUCCUGGCUAAUGACGACAAUAAAAACAUGUCGUCUGCUGAUGGCCACAGCAGAAAUGUCAGCACCUUUGGUCAUGAAGAAAUGCUGAAUGUGACGUGUCAUGUCGACACCGUCCGGGGGGAGACAUACCGACAUGUCUUCACCGCGCCCGUGUCCAGCACUCCUGAUGGAACUGUCUGUGCAGAAAAGAGGACCAAGAUGGCCACGGAAACACCCGUCACCAUGACAACCAUGGUCCCCCUGAAUCAGACGAUCCCUACCACAAAUGAAACCGUCGCUGUGCCGCCAGCAAAGGAGGGGCACUCGUGCUCUGUAUGGACCAUCACAGUGAUUGCUGUAGUAGUUGUAGUAGGGGUUGAGCAUGUAGCGCUGUUAGUGGCAUGUAUCGUUAGAAAGAAGCGUUGUUCCCGACCGGGCAGCCCACCUGCGCCGGCUGUCGUCUCCCUGAAUCGCUGGUUGCUAGGCGGGACAGGCGGCGUUGCCGUCUCGGUCGCUGCGGCGGAUUCGGCCUCACAGACCACCGCAGGCCAUGAGCAUCAGUACAGCGAAAUUCCCGACGACUUCUACAACCCUUGCUACAACUACUACAACGCAGGGCUAAGGGUGCAAUCUCCUUACUCGGAGAUCCCAGAUGAGUACUACACACAGUACUACAACACACGGCCUUGGGUAGAACAUCCUUACUGGGAAAUUCCCGACGAGUACUACAACAACGAGAACACGCGGCGCCUCUCAUACCCCCUGACUCUCCGGGUGCCCGGUCAAGGCGACGGGGAUGACGCUGUGCCUUUCUACGCCGCUGUAGCUGAGGUGGCCCUUCCUCCAUCAACCCGGCUGGGCGGCAAACAUCCAUCCUACAGCACGGUGCCUCGUACCAGAUCAAUCCCACAGAUACACGCACGGCAGAGGAAGACAAACAUUAGAUCGUACGGCGCGCCUGUAGCGGGCAGGUACAGGGUUAGAGAUAUGGCCGCCGUUGGUAGAUAUGUCCGAGCACGGGGAGCCCGCAUGUCCAGAGCUUGCCUGUAUAACAACCCCUCUGCUAACCGUAACAUACAUUAGCAAACAGGCAGCAGACAAAGGUACCAGGCUGCACACUAGCGCAAACCCUCAAGGACAUGCCCAAACACGGCAUAUCCACAGGUCACAAGUCCCGCAAUCCCAGAUCUAAAGGCGACGUCUUGGUAGAGUAUGAUGAGGACAACACAGACCUCAUUCACAAUGCAAAUCCUGUAGUUGGGGGUAUCUAAGCCGGUAAAAAAAAUCGGGGCAAAUCAUCGCCGACAGAGUAUCUAGGGAGUGUACGCUAUUGAGCAAGCAAGCAAUCUGUUCCAGAGAAAGUUACAUUUAAUGUU